Molecule: messenger RNA, 1404 nt
Organism: Daucus carota subsp. sativus
Lineage: Eukaryota; Viridiplantae; Streptophyta; Magnoliopsida; Apiales; Apiaceae
Product: NAC domain-containing protein 78-like
Exons: 1
Coding region: 1-1404 (467 amino acids)
Biological process (GO): regulation of DNA-templated transcription
Molecular function (GO): DNA binding
Source: RefSeq, a predicted model, not a curated record
AUGGUAGAGGAAAACGAAGCUAAGCGUGUGAAGGCAUUCAGAUUCGACCCUUUUGAUGAAGAGCUUAUCACUGAUUAUCUCAAGCCAAAGAUCAUGGGAGAGCCACUCCCCUGCAACACUGUCAAGGACAGGGAAAUUUACGGUCCCUCGUGUAGUCCGUGGCGUGUUUUUGAUCCUGAUGAUCAUAGUUCUUGGCUUAAAUCGCCUCAUGUCAAGGCAAGUGAGAAGUUUAUGUAUGUGUUUGCCAGGUUGUCGAAGAUAUCAAGCAGCAGUGGGUUGAAAAAUACGUCGAAGAGAGCUGGUUGUGGGACUUGGGUUGGGAAGAAUAAGAGGGAUAGGAUCAAGGAUGGGGAGGGUAAUUUGAUUGGAGAGAAAAGAUAUUUGGUGUUCGAGAUCAAUGAGGUUGAUUGUGGAGAAACAGGGGCUGGAUUUUAUAGUAUGCAUGAGUAUAGCUUGAGUGGAGUGAAUGAGGGUUUGGAUUCUGCGGGUACUACUGUUCUUUGUAGAGUUACUUAUGAUUCUGCUAAGAAAGCCACGAUUUCUCCUAAGCCUGGUGCAAGAGUUGCUGGUCAUGUUUCAGCAAGUGGUGGUCAGGGGGGAGAUAAGAAAGAAAUUGACAGCAAUAAUCUGGAGGGAGCUGCUGCUCAUGUUUCAGCAAGUGGUGGCCAAGAGCGUGAUAAGAAAGAAAUCGACAGCAAGAAUCUGGAGGGAAGUAGCAUUGUGACUGCGGAAAAUGUGGCUGUGUUUGAUUGUGGAGUUGGGGACCUGUCUGCAAUUGUUCCACUUGACAAUGGUGUUCAAGGGUCGAAUGAUUUUGGUGGGGGUUUGGAUUUGGAUGACCUAGGUGGUAUGGAUUUCUGUUUCAACGAUCUUGAAUUUGAUACAGAUUGGAUCACCAACUAUCUGUAUUUCAGUCAGGAAGAGGAGCCAUUCCUGAGCAGCACAAUUGAUCUUUGUAGAGUUACUUAUGAGUCUGCUAAGAAAACCACGAUUUCUCGUAAGCCUGGGGCAAGAGUUGCUGCUCAUGUUUCAGCAAAUGGUGUUCAGAGGGGAGAUCAGAAAGAAAUCGACAGCAAGAAUCUCGGGGGGACUAGCAUUGUGACUGCGAAAAAUGUGGCUGUGUUUGAUUGUGGAGUUGGGGACCAGUCUGCAAUUGUUCAACUUAACAAUGGUGUUCAAGGGCCGAAUGAUUUUGGAGGGGAUUUGGAAUUAGAUGACCUUGGUGGGUUGGAUUUGUGUUUUAACGAUCUUGAAUUCAACACAGACUGGAUCAGGGACUGUCUGGAUUUCAGUCAGGAUGAGGAGCCAUUCCAGGACAGCACAAUUGAUCUUGGGAAAAGAAAAUUCCAAUCGGAGGAGAACUCGUACCAGGCCAAGAAGAUGUGCCUUGACAAUUAUUAUUAG